Messenger RNA from Fraxinus pennsylvanica, 831 nucleotides. The record is from the annotation of a GenBank genome assembly. NCBI's taxonomy places the organism in Eukaryota, Viridiplantae, Streptophyta, Magnoliopsida, Lamiales, Oleaceae.
AUGAAAAGUUUAAGAAAAGAUGAAUUUUACGAACACAUGCGAAGACUAGGAAGGCUGUCUCACCCUAAUCUGUUGCCGCUUGUGGCUUUCUUCUACACAAAAGAAGAAAAACUUUUGAUAACCGAGUUUGCUGAACAAGGCAGCUUGGCUAGUCACCUCCAUGGUAAUCGAAGUCCUCAACAACUAGCUCUUGACUGGCCAACCCGCUUAAAGAUCAUCAAAGGUAUAGCCAAGGGAUUGGCUUAUCUUUACAAGGAGCUCCGUAACAUAACCGUACCACAUGGCCAUCUAAAGUCAUCCAAUGUUCUACUAAACUACACAUAUGAACCCCUUCUAGCUGAUUAUGGCCUAGCACCAGUGAUCAACAAGAAGCACGCCCAACAAUUUAUGGUAGCCUAUAAAUCACCAGAGUCUACACAAAAUGAUAGUUUAAAUAGAAAGAGUGACGUAUGGAAUCUUGGUAUUCUGAUACUAGAGUUGCUCACCGGCCAGUUUCCCGCGAAUUAUCUGAAUCAAGGGAGAGGAGACAAUGCGGAUUUGGUAGCAUGGAUUAAGUCUGUUGUAAGAGAAGAGUGGACUGGUGAGGUGUUCGAUAAAGAAAUGAAUCCGACCCGGAAUGAGGAAAGUCGGAUGAUGAGGCUUCUGAAAAUUGGGAUGUGUUGCUGUGAAUGGGAUGUGGAGAAAAGAUGGGAUUUGAAUGAAGCUGUUGAGAAAAUUGAAAAGUUAAAGGAAAGGGAUUGGGAUGAUGACUUUUCUUCAAAUGUUAGUGACGAUGUGUAUUUUCAUCGAGGGCCUAUUACUAAUGAGGGAUUGGCAUUCUCUAUGACUUGA